Molecule: messenger RNA, 1795 nt
Organism: Strigops habroptila (Kakapo)
Lineage: Eukaryota; Metazoa; Chordata; Aves; Psittaciformes; Psittacidae
Product: arylacetamide deacetylase-like 4
Exons: 4
Coding region: 294-1520 (408 amino acids)
Cellular component (GO): membrane
Molecular function (GO): carboxylic ester hydrolase activity
Source: RefSeq, a predicted model, not a curated record
GCUCCCGGCCCGCCGCGGGGAUGCGCGGCUUUGCGGAGCGCCUUUGCCGGGCGCGCAGGUCACGCACCGCCUCCUCCUUGAACCGAGAUUACUGCGCGGCCCCCGGCGGCCGCGCGGCCUCCCCCCGGGGCUCGCUGCCGCCCGCACCAUGACCCCGCGGGCGGCUUUGCGGAGCUGUCACAAACGGCCCGUGACGCCGCCGGCCCGGGCCGCGGUCGCGGUGCGGAGGGGGGCAGGCGGGAGCUGCCGGGCCCCGCCGCGGGCCGUGAGCCCCCCGGGGCCGCCGCCGCGCCAUGGCGCUGCUGCCCGCGCUGCUGCUGCUGCUGCUCCUGGGCCUGGCGGCGCUGGCAGCGGUGCUGGCCGUGGUCCUCCUCUCCCUGCCCAGCUACGACAUCCCGCCCGGGGUGAACCAGCCCGCCAAGCUGCGCCUGGUCUUGGCCGUCCUGCUCGGCACGGCCGCCCUGGGAAGGAUUUUGGAGAAGACUGGACUUUGCAAUCAAAUCACAUUUGGCCGAUACGUGCGACAAGGACGGAAACUAGGGGUGGAUCCAAAGCUCUUUAUCCAGGAUCUGCAGUUUAACAAAGUACCUGUGAGGGUUUAUCAGCCUAAAGCUACUUCUGACGGGCGAAGGAGAGCUCUCAUCUUCUUUCAUGGAGGAGGCUGGGUGUUUGGAAGUCUUGAUACCUAUGAAAAAGUAUGUCGCUACAUAUCCAGAGAAAGUCGCUCGGUAGUUGUAUCUGUUCAGUACCGUUUAGCCCCUGAACACAAAUACCCUGCUGCAUAUGAAGACUGUCUUACUGCCACCAUACACUUCAUGAAGAACGCAGAGCACUAUGGUGUGGAUCCUGCCAACAUAACUGUCUGUGGGGACAGUGCUGGGGGCAAUCUGGCAGCUGCUGUUAGCCAGACCCUUGCAGGUAGAUCAGACCUCCCCAGCCUGCGUGCUCAGGUCUUGAUCUACCCAGGCCUGCAGGCCCUGGACUUCAAUUUACCAUCCUACCAUCAAAAUCGAGGGGUCCCUCUCUUAUUCCGAGAACGUGCUGCUUUCUUUGCUUUGCAGUACCUCAAUGGGCAUGCACUGCAUAUGCAAGAGGUCUUGGAGGGCUCUCAUAUUCCUCCAGAUAUGAGGCUGAAGUACAGGAAGUGGGUGAGUCCAGAUCACAUCCCUGAAAAAUUUAAGGUCAGAGGUGUUAAGCCACGUAAGUCCACUGAUUUUAUUGCUGAAGUUUAUGAGACAGUGAAGAGAUUCUGUGAGCCCAACCUGUGCCCGCUGCUGGCUGAAGAUGCUGUGAUUCAGCAGCUGCCUGAGUGUUUCAUCCUGACUUGCGAGUAUGAUGUGCUGAGGGACGAUGGCUUGCUUUACAAGAAGAGACUGGAGGACAACGGUGUUCCAGUGACCUGGUACCACCUCGAGGAUGGAUUCCAUGGAAUCAUAAGCCUCUAUGAUUACUGUGGUUUGUCAUUCCCAUCUGGGAAAAGGGGAUUGGACAGCGUUGUUAACUUCCUAAAAAGCUUAUAGCAAACAUCUUAGAUUCCACGAGUCUGUUCUAGGAAAAUGUCCUUUUAGGAUAUUGAAUAUCAGGUGAUGGGUAGUCAAUCAAGAGCAGCCACUAACAAUGACAAACAAGGCUCAUCAGAACCUCAUUCCAGCUGUUAGUUGGAACAUGGAAUAUGCAAACCUUGUACCACGCUGCAAGCCCUUAUCGUUAGCUAUGUCAAUAAAGAAGAACAUAAUUUUGAAUGGACAUCCUGGUUUGUUCUGCUUCUUUAAGAUAAAAUUUCUCCAUGAAGAGA